AUACUUUUCUUUUUCUUUCCUACAAACCAGAAAAACAAAAACAAAAUAGAAAAAAGGCAAGGGAUCCGUGAUUCCAAAGGAUUCGCUCUCCCCACGCGCCUCAGUAUCCGUCACAUCUCACGCGUUCCUUCUCUUUCUCUCCCCCUCUCUUCUUCUCUCCCCUACUAUAUAAUCUCGUGUUCCCUUCUUCCCAUUCUGCACCUCUAUCUCCCACUAAUUUCGAUUUUGCCACUGAAUUACAAAAAAAAAAAAACCCCACGAAACAAACCAUAACAAAAACGUAAUCGUUAAGCUAUGGUGGAAGAAGACUUGUUGGCUACUAAUUCCGAUAAGCUAACUCCGGCUGACUCCUUUGAUAAAAAACGUGUCAGAGACGAGUCUUCCAACGACGUUGUUCUUGACUCGCCGGAGGUUAAGAGGCUGAGAGAUGAUUUAUUCGAUGUUCUCGAUGACUCGGAUCCUGAACCGGUGAGUCAAGAUCUCGACUCGGUUAUGAAAAGUUUCGAAGACGAGUUAUCGACGGUCACCACGACGGCGGCGCUAGGCGGAGGAGCCGGUGAAACUCAACCGGAUCUCGGUUAUCUUCUCGAAGCUUCUGAUGACGAGCUCGGUUUACCACCGCCUCCGUCGGUUUCUCCCGUUCCCGUCUCGAAGGAGGAAGAGACGACGGAGACGCUAACGGAUUUGGUGCGUGCUUCGUCUGAUUCUUCUGGGAUCGAUGAGAUUUGGGGAUUUGAAGACCACGUUUCCAAUUAUGCUGAUUUAGAUUUUGGUUCCGUCGUCGGAGAUUGUGGUGGAGAUUACGUUGCGGUUGAAGGACUUUUCGAGUUUUCCGAUGAUUGUUUUGAUUCCGGCGAUCUAUUUUCGUGGCGGUCGGAGUCGUUACCGGCGGAAUGAAUAACAAACUGUUUCGGAGUCUUUUUUUAAUUAGGUGGGAAAUGGAAACGAUGCCGUUUUGUAAAGCGUUUUGGCUCUCUCCCUACCAUUUCUUUUUUCUUUUACCGUAUCAGUUUAUGGUAGAUAGUUAAUAUCUCCCUAUUAAUUAAUUAAAAUUAUUAGGAUGUAGGAAAAGUUAAAUAUUUUGUUAGUUGGGGUUAAUCUGCUAGACUAUUAAUAUAAACAAAUUCGUUUGUUUGUUCUUCUCUGAUCUUUCUUUCUUUUUUCUCAUAGCUUUUGUUAAUGUGAAAUUUCAGUAUGAAAAAUACCUCUUUGGCUC
Capsella rubella is the source of this 1216-nucleotide messenger RNA. RefSeq lists its product as uncharacterized. The transcript has a single exon. The coding region runs from base 295 to 897 and encodes 200 amino acids. NCBI's taxonomy places the organism in Eukaryota, Viridiplantae, Streptophyta, Magnoliopsida, Brassicales, Brassicaceae. The record is from RefSeq and is a predicted model, not a curated record.